Messenger RNA from Penaeus indicus, 900 nucleotides. RefSeq lists its product as uncharacterized. Lineage: Eukaryota; Metazoa; Arthropoda; Malacostraca; Decapoda; Penaeidae. The record is from RefSeq and is a predicted model, not a curated record. The transcript has 7 exons. The coding region runs from base 1 to 900 and encodes 299 amino acids.
AUGCCACAGAGAACACACUACACCGAAUUAGUCUUACAUUUCGGGAAAUCGCAAAAUUACGGUCGCAUCCAACGCAGGAACAGGAGUGUCACCAUUCACAAAGUUUAUAAUCACCCUCACCCCACACCAUCGGCCUCACUUUCAAACUUUGCCAAAUACCUGUACAACGUCGCCACGAGCAUCCGCAUCACCAGAGUGGACGUCCCUCCUGCCAUCGAGGUCGGGUCACAGGGCGACCUCGACUGCGCGUGGGACGAGGGUCAGGACCAGAUGUAUUCCGUCAAGUGGUACCAGGGAGCCAACGAGUUCUACCGCUACACACCUGCGGCCAAGGACCCCAUCCAGAUCUUCGAUUUGGUCUCGCUGGACGUGGAUCGCCAGAAAUCAUGGGGCGGGACAGUGCGCAUCGCCAACGUGACCCUCGCUGCUGGCGGUCUGUUCCACUGUGAGGUCUCCGCCGAUGGACCUACUUUCCACACCGCCUCCGACUACGCUACGCUCAAUGUGGUUGGUGAGUGGGCGGGGCUUGUUGGGAGCAGCUACCUGGCCCGAGACUGGGUGGACCUCACGUGCACCUCGAAGCGAUCCAAGCCGGCGCCGAAGGUCUCUUUUAGGAUCAACGCGGAAGUGGCGGCCCCAGAGUGGCUGGAGCCGCAGGUGGACACCGUGGACAGCGCCGGCCUCACCACCUCCUCGCGGCGGUUGCGCUUCUACCUCCUGCCGGAGCUCCUGCAGGAUGGGGACGCCCGCCUGCAGUGCAUCGCCGAAAUCCCGCAGAUAUAUCGCCAAGUAACGGAGGACCUUCUGAGCACUCGCCCGCCGUACCAGGCAUCCGUGCUGGACGCCAGCGCCGCGUCAGCUCUGCCUCCACACCUAACAGAUAACACACCUAACAGAUAA